CACAAGUGGGCGUGCUCGCAGGCUAACAUUACCAGUGUGAACUAACCUGUAUCCAAAUCCUUAUGAGUCCCAGAAAGAGUGAAGCAAGGAAAAAAAGGGCGGAUCCAGGACAUUUGUAGGAGAUGUCACUACCUAACCUUACCCUCGACUAGAAAAUAUAGAUUGAUGGAGACACUAGACGGCACUCAGCGCGAAUUUUUCAAAAAAUGUUUAAGACAAAAAUGUAUGCAAAAGAAAUGCCCAUUGUUAGCAUCUCAAACUGCCGGAUUUUUUUGUUGCCCUUACAAGGUUUCAGACUUGACACAAAGAUAAAAUUUCACUCUUCUCCUUUAAUAUUUUUUAUUUCGUCUUUAGGUUAUUAAAAACUGAAACAGAUAUAGGAGAAAGUAUUGCGAACGUGUUUCUUUUAUUAGCGCUGGCCCAAGCUCGUUUUCCACAGUUCCCCAAAUACUAAACGGUUGUUUGGAGGAGGAGUUAAUUUGCAGUCGAGAAUCCAUAAAUACGGACCAAAACUCUGAAGGCACUUUAUACGAUGUCCGGAUUAAGAGGGGUAUGUUUUAAAAUUAAACAUACACUUUUUACUGAUUUGAACAAAAUCGCAAAGACAAGCUUCAACAAACCACACAAACGUCUUUGAGAGAAAGGAAAUUGGUUAAAUACACUACUGUACUCAGUACUGUACUGUACAUUGCUCGAUCUAUCAAGUACAAAACAUUGCAUUCGGUAGAACUCUGACAUUCGUUGCCAAAAUAAUCAGCAAUUGAAGGGAAGUCUUUGAGGUAUCUCGACCACAUCGACAUGCAUCCUAAUUUUUUUAUGACCGUCGCUAAACGAAAGCAUUAUUGAGGGGCGUAAGGGGGGGUCCGAAAACCGCAAAACCGCACAGAGAAACAUUAAAAUCCGCAAUGACGCCUCGAAAUUUACCUUUAUUCAGAAAAACAGCAGUCCACCUGAUCUAGUAAAAACGCAGUACCACAGACUCAUCCAAAAUUACGCGAAAACACGUCACCGGAAACUCUUACGCCCCCCCGGCCUUAUUACCUCACACAUAAAGAGGUGUUUCUGGGGGACUCCCAUAUGACAGUGACGGUAAUGCUGUGCAGAUUUUGGUCUCACAAUGUUCAAGACGGAAAGUCAAUAGUUUUACCCAAGGGCUGUGAGCGAGGGAAAAGGCCAUAAGAAAAAGAAACAAACGCCUUUAUGCUGUGUUGGAGUAUGGUCUCCUUAAUGGUUCAGAUAAAGGCUGAUUCACGCCCAAAUUAGUCUACUAUAGGGAUCUGGUCCUUUCCGAAGAGCAACCCCCGUCUCUUUCGCAUCGGAGCCCCCCACCCCGCUCCCUGUCCGUAUUAGCAAGGUCAACGUCUGUUAAUUGGACAAGAGAUUAAAGUUCCGUCGUCCGCAUUAACGCUCGAGAGGCCUUAUAUGAGCAGGGGGGUUUAAUUUAUAUGCUUCCGAUACUAGUAGGUGAGGUUCAUUUAGAGACUAUAUCAGGGCUAUUGCGAUCUCCCAGGGAAAGUCCGUAAAAACGAGGCGUUCAUACUAAGAGGGUUCCUGUUUAUAGGAUUGGACUGAAAUCCAUAUAUGGAAAGAGGAAGAAAGGUGUAAUCCAAUAUACCUCUCAAAGUGUAUUCGUUGCUUUUAGUUUGUUAAUUGAAUGUUUUAUUUAUAUUGCUGCUCUUAUUGCAAGCAUCAAAGUAUUAUUGUACGUGACGUCUGACAGAUUUCGGUAACCUUACCAACCCUUCAGCCAUUUAUGGGAAGUUUCAGCCUUGAUCAAAGUUCAUUCAGGGAGUGGCACUAAAGAUUCCCGUUUCUUUACGUAUUUGUUAUUAUUAUUUUUUGAUGGAAUCGCCAUUAUACCGAGAGAGUGUUAUUUUCAAAGUUACAGUUAGAGUACGAAGCACGAAUUGAUCUAAAAACGCUGUUUUUGGAGGCCCUGUUUUUCGGGGUAUAAAAUUUGGGUACCGGUUUUGUAAUUGUCUCGAAACGUGGAAAGCCUUGUAGCGGAUUUACCUAAAGACGGACUGGAAUAAUCAAGUAUUUGGAACCGUUAUUGUUUUUUGGUACUAGUUCGGGGAUUUGAAUUAAUUUUUUCAUUUGGGAUUUGGCGUAGCAAAAAAUAGAAAUUAGUUGAAAAUUACUUAGAAAGAAGUCCCCAUCCUUCUAUCCACUAACAACGUACCUUAUCACUUUCUGUGAAGUCACUUAAUUUAGCAGAGAACCGACGCGAGACUCAACGCAUUUUUUUAACCACCGAACGUCUGGGUAGCUUUUCUAUUUCUUUUACUAAAGAAACUUGGAUUAGCGAGUACCUUCACGUGCUGAAAUUUACCAGUUUAGCACUUAAUAUAUGAGAACCACUUCAGGCUGACAGUUAAAAGAAGUCCUCAUUCUAAAAAGUUCCUAGAAUCAGAGAAAGACAAUGGUGAAGACUUAAGUGUGCUUUAAGGGCCAUUCAAGAACACACAGAAGACUGACAAAACAUAGAUGCAUGCAACAGCCGUAAAACUGUUUAGGUAGUAUUACAGUAUUUUUAUUGUUUCCUUUGCCCAAUUACAGUUAUUUGGUAAUGUUUAGUGCAAAGUACAAUACCUAUUACUGUGUUCACGUAAUUGGUAAGAACAUGUAACUGCCCGUUAACUACUCAGCCAUUAAAAAUGACAUUAAUAUAAAAAAAACAUUCACGGGUUCUUUUUGUGCCUUAAAAAACUGAAAUAUUCUCCUCUCGGGAAAGAUAGGGGAAAAAGAACAAGCACACUUACAGUGACAUAACCUCAGCAAAACGAAACUAGCGGAAAAACCGGAACUAGUCACCGACAUUGAAUAACCUCGAUUCUGAUGUUUUUUCGUAACAUUACAUCACUCAUACUUAUAACUUGAAGGUGCUUUUGCAUUGCAAAUUCAGUUCUUACCUAUAAGACUUGAUUAUAAAGUGAAACGUAAUCUAUGCUUAAAAUUAACGCAAAAGACUUAUGUUGUUGGAAAAGUUAGAGCAGGACGGACCUCGAAUGACCUUCACUUGCCUUGUUUAAUAAAAUUUGUCACACCUUGCCUCUGCCACUCCCAAGUUGCUCACUGUCUUACAGUCUUUUAAGCCAAAAAAACUUAACGUUAUUCAAAGAGGGUCUCUAAAAGGAGAUUUGUUUAAUUGCUCCUUUGAUUGUUGCCAACGAUAACUUUUCGUUUUUUUUUCGCUCAGACAAUUGGCUUUCACGUCACGCACGUCACGUAGAUCCCGUGCUUCUGCAGGGUCACAUGACUUUCUAAGUACCACCUCCUUUAUGUGUUCAUGCAUUUUGUUGUGCGUGGCAGCCAUGAGCGUUGAUAGUUUCUCCGCGCUUUACUGGGGACUCCUCGAGUUCAAAGUACAAUCUGCUCAGCUAUAAAUACAACAUAGAGGCUUACGUCUUGGGAUAUACAGUUUUUCGAAGAGAGAGGCCAUUCCCGUAGCCGUCAAUGUCAGACAAACUAGCGAAUGGUCUGAAGCAGGCCGAGAGCUCGAGCAGAAAUGGUAAUAAACAACUUGAUCGUUUGUUAUCUGUAGUAGAUCACGCACUCGUUAUUUAAGUGAUAGAGAAGUCUUAUAACCUCUCUUGUUUAAUCUUUGUUGCAGGAGAUGAUGGCGAAAACGGGGCCUGCUUGAUUUGUGGCGAUAAAGCGACGGGCAAACACUAUGGUGCGUCGAGUUGUGAUGGCUGUAAAGGUUUCUUCCGACGAAGCGUCAGGAAAAAUCACGUUUACGCUUGUCGGUUCCAGAGAGUUUGUGUGAUCAACAAAGACAAGCGAAAUCAAUGCCGCUUCUGCCGGUUGAAGAAAUGUUUCCGAGCUGGAAUGAAGAAGGAAGGUGAGACGUUUUACCAAACGUAAUCUUGUAAAGUUGUGUUUGCCCGUUCGUGUAUUGAUUGAUUGCUAUUUCGGCGAACUAGCCGUUCAGUGAUGGAUAACCCGAUAUAUGAUUAAGCCGUACAUCUCUUGAGUCUGAAUCUGUCAAGUACACGGUGGUAAUGUCAUUUGAUUCCAUCGCAAUCAAUAGAAAAUCGGUGUUGAAGAAAGUUUGUAAGGACAAGCACCGGAUGACAACCGUUAAGCUUAAAAUCUUUGCGUGUUUGCAGUUUGUUGUGAAAAUGCAAAUCACCAGAUAUUUUGUUCAUUGACAAAAACAUAAAUUAGUACAGUGUUAUGGACAGGAAAAGAAAAAGCGGUCGAAACGGUGCUUUUGGCUAUUGUAAGUUGAUCAGUUGUGUAAACAAAAAAUCAACAACACCAAACUCAAAUUUUUUACUAGGAUGCAUGUCCUGAGCAUCUUAUUAGCACUGUCAUACAACUUGGAAACUUACACGAAACUGGGGAAACAAACUUUGAAAAAAGCUUUAGUGAUAUGCCUGGGAUAAGCUUAUAUUCUUUGUGUGUUUUUAACAUGUCUGUUCAUCUCAGUGUCAUUGUUUGUGUAUGAAAAAUAUAUUCUCCCAAAAAUUAAGCACUCAUUAAAAUCAAUUUAUCAUUUUCCAGGUUUACCCAAUAAGUAAACAAUAAUAAUUGAGGGUAUAAAAACAAAACAAAGUAAACAGUCUGGAGUGAAUGACUUGGACAAGUCCCUCAAGGGGAAAAUAGUGAAUGGGGUCCAUUUCUUAAAAUUGUUCAAUCAUGAUCAAAAGUAGCCUGCAAAAACAUCCGUUUCUCGUCGCUAAAAGAAUUCAAGAUAUUUAUUGAAAGGAAACUGUAAAUAAUGUUGUUAUGUAAUAGUAAUGUUGCAAAAAAAAUGUUGACAGCAACAUGAAAGUGGUGUGAUUCUCAGCCAUGCAUCAUGACAUUUUCAUAACACAUGUGAUAAAGAGCCAGCAAUAAUUUCAACAGAAAUUGUUUUUAGUGGUUUCACUGACAUUAAAAAUAGUAUAUAGGAAAUACUUGUUUGUCACGUCAUAACAGUGUUGUUCCAGUUUUGAGAGAAAUUGCAUUCAAGGGACAGACAGCUAGAGAAGCAAAUCUAAGUCAAAGACACGGCCAUAUAAACAAGCAAAAGAUAGCAGUUAUUCAAUAUCAUGAAUUAGAAAAUAUGAAAUAAAUCAUAUGAUUCAACAUUUAUAUUACCUUACUGCUUUGAUUACUGUCAUCAAAGCAACAACAAAUCAGGCAAUUUUAUUUUCUGCUGUAUGGAGAUUAUUCAACAAGUUUUCUCUUGCUGAAGUAGCUGGUAAUUGAAAUUGUGAAUUUUGGCCUGCCAGUGUCAAAAUACUCACUUUGGCAAGCUAUUCUCUCGUUAAACCCUGUGGAAUGUUGAAGUGCGUGAUUGAGGUAUGACAGGGGCAUGUUGAAGGAUGGGCAGAGGAUGGACCGAAACAUUGCACCAUGAGCUGUACAUGUGCUGCAUAUAUACAUCUAAAUACCCUCAUAUAUUUUCAUAACUUAGCAGGUACUCAAUUUGAAGUGGAUACUAAAAGAUGAAUUAAUUUGCAUCAGUGAUACCCUUAUGAAUGGAUGGAUAAAUAAAAAAUUGUCGAAAGGAAAAACAACAUUUUUUGCAUAUUUUUACGUAUCUAGGUAGUUAAAAUUCACUCUGUGAAAUGUAUCAGGCACGGAUUCAUUAGAAUGAUUUCCUCUAUUUUUAUAACAGAAGGCAUUUUCCUGAGUUGCUUGACCAAUUUCAUAGCUGCAGUAGUGUUAAAGUUUCAUAUAUCUACUGUACAUAAGAUGAUUUCUGUUAUGAUUCUCACAAGUUCUGUUUUUGAUCAGUGUUAUGUUUAGCAUCACACUGUCAUGUUGUUUGGAUAGAAUUAUAAUGUGAUAGAACCAUUUCCAUUUUUCCAAAUGAUAGUUAUAUUUCCUAUUAGUGUCGUGCUUCUCUUACUUGUUGUGUUCCUUUGCUGGUCGUCUACAGGACUUACUUUUGUAUGUAACUUUUUUACUUGCAACUUACAAAAAUCCCCGCAACCAAAUCUUUGGAGGUCACGGGCUUGUGAAAUUGUCAACAAAAUAUGAUAUUUCAAAAUUAGAGUAGAACCAAUGUUUUAUUGAUUUGACACAUCCACAGAGCAUAAAAUCAGACAGCCAAAUACGGUUGUACUUGUGUAUUUUACUCUUUGAGCUUUCUUUUAUUUGAUGAUAUAGCAUGAAACACAAGUUGAUAGCAAGUCUUUUCAUAUAUCAAAGCUGGAGCAUAAAGCGAUUGCCAUUAGCCAGUAGGGUAGGCAAUGUCAGUUUCUAUUUUUGUAUUUAGUUUUUCAUGAAUUUCUCUUUUGUUCAAAAGCCAAUUCAACACAGUUUUCUGGAAUUGCAUUUCACGUGAUCUCCUUCAGGUUUCAAAGAUUAGUAUCUAAACUCGUGCGGAUGAGUUGAAAAUAAGCCAAUAAUUCAGCGGCCUCGUGGAAAAAGGGUGUAGGUGAUGAUAGUUCCUUGAAGUCCAACUUGCUCCCCAUGAGCUCUAUUUUGAGACAAUUAUGUAACAAACUAAGUUUUGGCCUGUUUUGGCCAAUAAAACUUCAGUGAAUUCAAGUUCUGUAGGUUACUACUUUUUCUAGAACUCAGGAACAACUGGCACAGAUGACGGAAUAACAAUUGAUUAGUUUUGUUUUAGUGGAGAUAAUAAACCACAAAGUCAAUUAAUAAUGCUUUGCUUGAACUAAUCCAUUUUACAUGCUAUAUGAUAACCAGACUUUGUGUUAGAAUACAACUUUUUAGGAACAGUUUGGAUAUUGGGUCGAAAUCAAGAAUUAAACCAACAUUAUUUUUACAGAACCCUUAAGUUGUCGUAACAUUAAUAUCCAUGUAUAUCGUAGCAUUAAGCAUUUUACAUGCUAUAUGAUAACCAGACUUUGUGUUAGAAUACAACUUUUUAGGAACAGUUUGGAUAUUGGGUCGAAAUCAAGAAUUAAACCAACAUUAUUUUUACAGAACCCUCAAGUUGUCGUAACAUUAAUAUCCAUGUAUAUCGUAGCAUUAAGCCCAUAUUUUGGCCAUCAUCUGGAAUUUCAAGGUGCGGACACAUCAGGAUGUGAUCACGUAACAAAUCAUAGACACCUUUGGAGGGGUGUGUAAAGUACUGCAACGAGUCCGAGAUCAACAACUGGUCACGAGCUGGAGCCGAUUUUCUGUCCGAUUUUUACUGUCGUUCUUUCUUUGGGAAUUUUCAUGUUUUCAUUUAAUUUCUGGGUUUUUAUGGUUACAGCCAUUCUAGAACUGUACACCUAUAUGCCCUCCUUUAGUUGUUUAAAGGGGCUGCGUCAUAAAGAUUUAGCACCACUUGAUAUUCCAACAAAGUUGUUUUAAUCGAUCACCGUCUUCAUGGCAGUGUUUACCAUUGUGAGCAGACUAAUUCAGGUGGCAUGCAUGACCAGCCUGGGUCGCGUGUCCCUGAAGCAAGCCUCAUUUGAGAUUUUUGGCUGUAAAUAUGUACAGUCGAACCCCGCUAUUUCGAAGUCCCAAUGGAAAUGAAAAAAGUUCGAAAUAGCGGGGCUUCGAAAUAACCGGGGAAGAGUAAAGGGGAAGGGUAAAUCCAAGGGCAUUCGAUCUUCCUUCGAAAUAGCGGGGACUUCGAAUUAACCGAGUUCGAAAUAGCGAGGUUCGACUGUAUGUAUAUCACCAAAUUUGCCUCAAUUUCAUGUCCCUCGAAUCCAAGCCGUUUUGUUUCAACCAGUUGAUUCAGAAUUACACUCCAAAGGGAAAAGUAAAUGCUGUAUCCUCUAGAACACUUUACUGUUGAUAAAACUUAAGGUGGAGAAAUACUGUUUCGUGUAGAAAGCCACAUUUUUGCAAGCAAAGGAUGUGAAUGGAAGUUAAGGUAAAAAAUUCUUGUGAAUUGAAGGGAUAUGUUUCUCAUAAUAUUUGAAGCAAUUCCUGGAACUCUGUGGUAAAUAAAUUCAGUCUUUUGGCCAAAUUUGUAUUUAGCCAGGCUUUGUUGUAUUUAUUAAAGCUUAAUUGAUAAAUUGCUUUAGUUGAGCUUUUCUGGAACGUUUAACAAGGUUUGUUGUCCCCUUGGUAGUGAAAUGUUUUUACAUGCAGAAGCGAAGAUUGAAAAUGAUUUGAUGCGCUCGUGAGGUGUAAUGAACCAGUUUAAUAUUGAACUUGAUUGGAAUUUCACUCAUUCACUCCCUCUAUCACUGGCGUGCUCUAAACCUUAUCGUGGACAGGUUUCAGUCAAAUAAUACGCUGAUUUAUUCUCACAGACUUUUAUACAAUUGUAUCUUGAUACACACACUUUGUUUCACCUACGGUAUGUGUCGCAUUGCAUUACUUGCAUGGUUGUUUGUCACUGGUAGUGUCAAAAAUCAAAAUGAAUUGCAAACUAUUUGAAAUGUCAUGCUUUGCUCGCGGCACUUCACUUUCCAUUGGAAACUACUAGUUUUUUAGAUGUAGGGGCGGAGCUAGGAAGUGUAGUUACUGGGGGCCCAACUUGUUCGCACUGUUGAAUAAAACAAUUAAUGUGGCUAAAUGUAAUUUGGGCAAAGUUAGCCUUGAUGCAAUGCUGGCCAGCAGUUUUCUUAGCAAUACUGGGGUGGCCCGAUGCCUUUAGCGAGGGCACCUCAUGGCUUGUAUUUGCAGUUGCUUGCCUGCAGUUCUUUGCAAAGUGUAUUUUGCUGGAGCCUCGCCUUGGUUGCCAUUUUUGUGCAGUGUUUUUUUCCCAGCUCUCCCUUCCCAUUUUAGUUUUGUGCCAUUUAAGUAUUUGGUCUUUAAGUAUUCCACUCAACAGUUCAGUGUGACGGUGCCUUGUGGGCGUCGCUCGUUGGGUUGCCAUGGAUACCUCCUUCCUUGUGCUAGAGCAUUGCUCAGCUCCACCAACUUUGUAGGCACCAGUGCCCAAGCUCAUCUAUUGGUGAUGAGUUUAAUCUUCCUUCCAUGUUUUUUACGUGUUACUUUCUGUUUGGUAUACUCUUGCUGGUGGUUCUGUUGGUCGCCUGCUUAGCGUUUGAAAGAUGACAAAUCAUCAUUGUAGUUAUCAUAACCUGUGUAUGGUGCUUCUUGCAGCUGUUCAGAAUGAGAGAGACACUAUCUCAAAACGGCCACGUGGAGAGGAGACUGAAAACAAGCAUGGCUUGACGACCAGUGUAUUGUUAUCAGCUGAGAUUCUUUCACGUCCUGCAACUUCACCUCCAGGUAAAUUGUACUGUACAACUCAUUUAGCUUAGUUUCAACGACAUUUUGAACAUUAUUUUUGCAAGCCCAAGGUCCACCUUGGGUGUUGACAACAACAACCUGGAUAUCCUAAGGAUCAGCUUGUGAAGAAUUUAUGAUUGAUUAUUGCAGGAAAAAAAUUAGAGUACUACAUAAUAUUUCUGGUGACAGCGAUAUUUUAUUCUUUUUAUAAACCAAUGCAGAAAGCAUUUCUUUGGAGAAAGAGGCAAGUUACGGUGACAUUGUAGAAUCAAUGCGGCAACAACUUCUGGUAUUAGUAGAGUGGGCAAAACACAUCCCUGCAUUCUGUGAACUGUUGCUUGAUGAUCAAGUAGCUUUACUGCGAGCACAUGCCUCUGAGAACUUAUUACUGGGUGUUUCAAGACGUUCGUUAAAUUUAAAGGAUGUUUUAUUACUUGGAAAUGAUCUUGUAUUGCCACGGACAGCUGGAGAUCCUGAAAUGCGGAGAAUUGUAAAUCGUAUAUUUGAUGAACUUGUUGAACCCAUGAAAGAGUGGAAUGUCGAUGACACAGAAUAUGCUUGUUUGAAGGCAAUUGUGUUCUUUAAUCCUGGUAAGUUGUUUAAGAAUUUAAGUUUAAUUACUUACAUUAAGCCCUGUAGUCAAGAGUAAAAAUGAGUAAUUAGGAGCUGAUUCAAGUACUUCCACAAUCUUGGCGAGAAUCCAUUACCCACAUUUGGGGAUAAGAAUGUUUAACUACUUAAGAGUAACAGACAACCCGGCCCUGUUAACAAGGGGACUUAAUCCUGGAGUCAAUAUGGAGCGACAAAAUGAUCACUACUGAGCAGCACAAAGCAACGCAAGUAUCUUGUUAACUUUUUUUAUUUUUCCAACUGGUUUUGUCUAAUCACACAGACUUCAUCGGGAUGUGUAACAAGAUAGAGCUAAGGAACUAUCUUGUUAUACUCCCUGAUGAAGUCUGUGUGAUCAGACAAAACCCGUCGGAGAAAUGUGACCUUCUCCAGGAAAAUGUAUACCAACACUUUUCAGUUAAACGGGCAAAAACUAACAGCUGAUGAACGGCUUUUCAAAGCAUUUUAAUGGUUUGAUUAAUGCUCUUAACGGGUGAGCUAAAAUUUCUAACAGCUUUGGAAAGUGUUCGAACUGGUUGCCUUGAUUUUCUGAAUGGUUUUCUUAACGGGUUGACUAAACGACAUGAACGGCUCACAUGAUCAAAGUUUUCAACAAUUGUUGUUUGGAUUCUUCUCUGCUAUCAAUUUUGCCUCAUUUCUUCAUCUUAUUAUGUUUGAAAUGUUCACAGAAAUUGCCUUUCAAUCAAAACAAACCGCAGCGGUUGUAUUCAUCCUUGCUUAGUAACCAGGCAAGUGUUUCGAAGCAUGAAAUGUUUUUCACAGGCCAUAGGGUAUUUUCUUACUAAUCCAAACAUUCUCUCUGUUGUAGAUGCGAAAGGUCUUACUGAUGCCCAAAAGAUCAAGGCAUUAAGAUUUGAGGUACAGACUAUGCUAGAGGAUUACAUUGCCAAGGACCAGUAUGAGAGCCGUGGCAAGUUUGGAGAACUACUUCUUAUGCUUCCCACCAUGCAAAGCAUAGCGAAAGAGAUGAUAGAUCAGGUUCAGUUUCACAGACUCUUUGGUGUGGUUAAAGUUGAUAACCUUCUUCAGGAGAUGAUUUUAGGAGGUUGGUGAUGCAUUUGGUCAAACAGAGUCUAAGGGAUGUGGUCCCACUAAGAUUGUGAAUUUUCACUCGCCUAGGGUGCAUCACUGUUAUAGGGUCCAGGGCUGUCAUGAAGUUUUGAAGCAGUUGUAGCAAAUAACAGCUCACAAAAAUUUAGUGUCAUCUUUAGCUUUUCACUUUGAUCACCAGUAACAUCAAGUGAGCUCAGCCGUAACAGUUCUGCAGGACUAUUAAUUACCACUAAUACAAAACACAAAGCAGAGUAGAGUACAAUGUAGUUAAUCAUAAGUCCAAAGCUUUAACCGUUAAUAUUAAAAUACGAGUUCUCCUUUCUUGUCCCAUACCUUUCCUUUAGAAAUGGUGGGGGAAAUUAUUUUGUUUAAAUAUCACAAGAAGUAAUCCUUGGUGAUCAUAGACUUAAUUCUCAUAAGUUCCUGAAUGGUUAGGCAUUGGCAUUACAAAGAGAAAUUUGGUAAUGAUCACAUGAGAGCUUAAAGGGUUCAACAAAAAUAUGUUUUUCAGAUGGUCCAGAUUAAGUAAUAUGGCGAACUUGUAUAUUUUCAGGUCAUUGUUGUGUCCUUUUAGGUUUAAUUAGUAUACUUUCUUCACUGUAGCAAUUUGUAGGCAGGUCAUCAUGACAGAGUGUAAUAGAUGCCAUUUUUCUGUCUUGGAGUAACAGUUUCCAUAGCCAAUAGCGUCAAGCAAAAUAAUGAGAAUCUCUUAACUUAGUAACACAUUAACUUGAAAAUGAUAUAGUAACAUAUCUGGGUCAGGUGAAUCAGUUUUAUCUGACUCUAGCCAUCAAAGGGCAUUUGGAUGUAACAAUGUCUGUACUGUGUUGAUAGAGUAUGGAUGAGCUGUAUUCUAAAAGUCCCAGUCUAAACAUGAUUAUCCAUUCAAGCUUGACCUGCCUAGAACCAGCCUGUAAAUACAGCUGUCUUUUGCUGCUCCUCACCACUGGGGAUGUUUCACGGGAGAGACGUUUGUAACGGGAUGACAGAAAUGCCAUACUGAUGAUAUUAAUCUGUCCAUAGCCCUUAUUGGUCUAAAAGGUCAAAUUUAAAUGUGAUGAAUCUACUGCAAAACAGUCAAUCUACUUGCAACAUUGAUUUUUGCGGCCAUUCAUUUGCAUUAGAAUUUUGGCACCCUGUGAUGACCAGAUUAAUAGACCCUCCCACCUUUUUUUUCAACUUUUGACAAGGACAAUUUAGGGAAAAUCUGUCAAAACUGCUUGAGAGAGCACCUUUAAAUUAGUAAAAUUGCUUAGUUUGAUAGUGAAUGGUUGAAAACUAACUGAGAUAUACUCCUCAAAGUUGCGAAAGUUUACAGAUGUUUGUAUGGUGUUGGGCACAAACUUGCUCCCCACCAUGCAAAUGUCUGUAAGUUUUAAGUUUUUUCAUCUUUACGGAGCUAUGUCUUUGCUCACAUAAGAUGUAUCACUUUCAAACUUGGCAAUUGUACUAAUUUCCAGUGGUGUUGACAGAUUUUAAAAGGGUCUAUUAUGUAAAAAAUGGACUUACAUUCAUCAGUAUGGCAUUUUUGUCGUUCUGGCGCAGACAUCUCUCCCUCGAAAUGUCCCUGGUGGCUAGGAGUGAUGAGAGGUGGCUGUAUUUGCAGGCUAGCCUAGAACAUCCAUAAAUCUAAGCUUUCUUAACCCUUGAUUGAAAUGACAUGACAGAACACCUCAAGAUGAGGCCUUGAAAGAGAUAUCAACAACUCUGGUUUCCCAAGGAAGCAGCUGGGAAGACUGGCUGAGAUGGAGAGUGAUGGUGUUAAUGGCCCACGCUCCAGCAACAGCUAUAGUCCAGAGUGUUUAAAACAGUACUUUUAUGCAUUUUUACAGGAACCAAUAUUGCAGAGCAGCUAGAUGCAGCAAAUGUGGUACAGAUGGCCUGUCCGCCUCCCACAUCUCCAGUAGGUACUCUCCCCCCUGCAAACCAUGACAUGUACAACCAAAGUAUGGUACCUCCAGUUAAUGUGCCUGGAUCUGUUGCUUCAGUGCCAAUGCAGUCAGUUGCCAUGCUUCAAGACAGAAAAUUUGUCUCGGCACCGUCAACCUCUCUCCCUGGGGGCGUCAUUCCAAAGACAGAGAGAUUUGACUCAUGACAGUUAAUUGAACUUUAGUGCAUGCUUAGGUGGGGUGCGCAGUGUGUUUAAAAGGAGUCUGCUAAAUGAAAUAAGAAGCCACUUUCCUGUGGUUUGAGUUUUUUACUGGUGCUUAACAUGUAAGGCAAGGGUAACAGCCUUAAAUGUGAUGGGACUGAAGAAUAUAGCUUGUCCACUUGUAGAUGAAUUACUACAAAAGCGUGCUCAGUAAACUUAAGCAAUGGAUGCAUUAAUGAAAAUGAAGGGGCAGCUUAAAGAAUAGCUUCAUGAUCAACAUACUAAUACAACUUAGUAAGAUUCGUUAUAGAAUAAUAAUUACCAGGGCUAUAAUUUUGUAUCUGUCCACUGAGCUAGAAAGCAAUGGUUAAAGUAAGUUUCAAGGUUCUGUACGGUUUUUUUACAGUACCCAUCUGGUUAUUAUCUUCCCUUCAGUUUGACUGAGGACAUUAGUUUAAAUGCAGAUGCAUUUUCCACAGUUGCUCCUCGCGAGCAACAGUACAUGUAGUAGCCAGAUAUGUUUCUUUGCAGUAGUCUAAAGGACUGUUAACAGUGGUCAUAUUGUCCAUUUAUUGUUCAGUCAUGUAAUGCUAAGGUGUGACUGUAGGGUACAAUUUAUGUUUUAGGUCAAGGAAUCUCAAUUUUUGUAAGCAACACCCUUUAGUGUGGUAAGAAAAUUGAAAUACUUAGAGCUUUAAGAAAUAAAUAAUAGUUCUCUUUUUCUGAGCGAGCAAGAAGAGCAUGCUAGAAGACUGUGUAGAUCACCCCACCAUAAAGACAAAAAUCAUUUUUUCGAAGAUUUGCUUACAUUUAACACCAUUGUACCUGAAGUUGCAACUGCUGGUUUCCAUUUGAGUAAGAAUUAAUAGUGAAUGGUAGUCCCCAAAUCACAGCAAACAAUAAUAAAAUUAUUUAUCCAAACAGUCAAAAUAAUUUAUGGCACUCCAUGGUGUGACUAGCCGUGACUGUCAAUUACAUUAUUUUUGUACGGUAGCAUCAUGGACACGUACUCAGUAAAUUUUUGCAGCCUAGUCGCGGGUGAUCUCAGUGUGUUAAUCCUGGACCAUGCACCAUGAGCAUCAUGAACUGGAAUAAUGAGGCUGAAGAGAGUGCCUUGAAGCUAGGCUGAAAGUUUUGGCUUCUGAAAAAGUGCAAUCUUGGCUAUUGUCUGUGAUUAUCAACAUGGAAAACCAUCUUUUGCAAUAAUAUUUGUGGGCUCUUUCUUUCACAGUCUUGUUACUGUGAUUAAUUUAUAGAUCUAGAAUUAAGCAAUGAGAACAAAUCACAUGCAUAUACGUGUAACGGUUUGAAAUACUGUUUUUCUUAUUGGUCAUUCAAAAGUUAUUCAGAAAUUCAUUCCUGAACAGUUUUACUAGUUGUAGAAAUAGUACCUGCCAACUUUUUCCAAAUCGGAGGUCUGAGCUUUUUAACCCAAGUUUUCCAGGAUUUCAGAAGAGAAUCUUUAACAUUAAACAUUCAGACACCCAAAGUUUGAGGAGUUUCUAUUAUGGUUUUUUUGAGACUGUGAGUCCAGCCUUUUUCCUUGUGAGCCCCAAAUUUUUGUAACUUUUUAAACUGCAAGUCCAAGACUUUUAAUUAAUUAACAGACUCUUACACUUCUGAAAUAAGCUUAAGUCUUUCAGAUUUCUUCUGAAGCUGUCAAUAUAAGCUUAUCGUGGCCUCCAAAAAAUUCAGAAUAGGCUUCUUUCUCAAUCUUAAAAUUAGGAAAUUGUAAAGAAGCAUCUGUCCUAUUAUGUAAACAAACAUCGGAUCAAAAGCAAAUCGUGACCCCGAAAUGUGAAGGUGACUCUGGGAAGAAUUGAGACUGAAUUUGGUGAAAAACUAAGAUAUCAAGACCCUUCAAAUCAGCCAAAAUUUCGUGAGGCUGUUCCUAGAGAGACCAUUCACCUUUCCAAGUGUUCAAAAGACAAACAUACGCUUUUUGACAAGGUUCUAGAUAUAAUUUUUAUGUUUUGAACAGCAAUCACAAGUCAAUGGUCAUAAUUUUCAGCAAACUGUUAAAACUCAUGCUAACUGUUAAAUCUGUGGACGAAAUUCUGUGGUGUUGCAAUGCAAAAGAAAUCUUUUUGGCAGAACUUUUGAGCUUGGGAUUUUACAUAUUUUAUUUUUUAAAUAUAUUUAAAAAGAAAUUGGAUCUUUUUGGUGAAGUUUUCGUUUAGUCAUUAAUAUAGCCUAGCCUGCCUGAGGUGUGAGAGUUGGCAGGUACAAGAUACAAAAUACAAGUCAUUCAUAUGUGACUAAUAAAACUUUGAUCUGGUCAGGAGAUUUAUAAAGAUCCUUAUAUUUUGGUAUUGGUAGAAUUAAGGCAUUAUAGGAUGCAACUCGUUCAGGUAGGCAAGAUACAAUUAUAGCUGUUUUAAAAUUGUUCAGCUAGCUGAUCUAUUAGGAGUUGCUUUACAUACCGUUCAGGCUGUAAUUGCACACAUACAGCUGCAAAUCUUUGAGGUUGUGAAGCUAAAUGAUAAAAGGGAUAUUUUGUUUAAACUGUGCAUACAUGUACUGUAAUGUGUUAGUGUUUCAUGUAGGUCUAAUAGAGUUGUGAUUAAUGUGAGACAUGCAAGGUCAUGCAGGUUUUUGGCAAAUAUUAUGUCAAAUAUGGCAAUUAUUGUUUAAAGCAUCCUUCCCAACAGUAAUGUUGUAUACCUUUAGUUGUUGUCUAGUUAGUAACUGGCUUGCAAUUUUCCAGUGCAACGAACGCUUCCACUUUUUCUGUCAUUGUGUGACCGGAUGAAAUAUUUUUGUUAUGAUACAUAUUUGUACUCACCAUCUGUCUUCUCAUUGGCCAGUACUGGAGCCUACAGUUAAUUUGAAAAUCAGUCCAGCUUACACGAUCAGUUAGUUAUCUGCGAGCAGAUUACUGACUGAUCGUUAAGUUGUAGUGCCAUGCAUGAUUUCCAAGAGCAAUGUCGAAUUGGUGUCCUUAUUUUCUUAAAAACAAUGUAUAACUAAACAAAUGAUUUGAUUUGGUAUUUGUGAUAUCCAGAAUAAUGAAGGUCAAAGUGUUAUCAACCUGAGCUGAUAACGCUUAAGAGACCUUGAUUAUUUUAGAUAUCACUAUAACUGAAUCUAUUAAUUGUUUAUUAUCAGUCACCUUCCAAUCUUGCUUUUAGUUUUUGUCCCCUUCAAUCAUUUUGAACUUUCCCAGCUGCUUAGUAAUUGAUACUGAUUUACCCUUCAUCUUCCAUGAUCACAAAAACAAUAGUAAUAUUAUUGUGAAUAUUUGACGAAAUGGCCCCAAACUGCAUGACCUUGCAGCGAUUAGUUUAGAUCUUAUUAACCGCAGUUAACUCCCGUGGUUACGUAAGUCUACGUGAGUGUGUAAAAAAGGUCUUGGUGGCGGUCUUUUCAAUCAUUGUGCUACCAGUUGUACAUAGGAAACCAAUAAAAACUUAUUUGGA
Porites lobata is the source of this 16281-nucleotide messenger RNA. NCBI's taxonomy places the organism in Eukaryota, Metazoa, Cnidaria, Anthozoa, Scleractinia, Poritidae. The record is from the annotation of a GenBank genome assembly.